AUGGCGGAAAUCACAGAACUGUGGCGAGAAUGUGUACGGUGGAUGGUUGAAUGUGGAAUUCUGGAUUCCAAACAUCGGGUAGCGGAAGCAGAUGCUGAAAUCGGUGAAUUCGCGACUAUCUUACGAGAUGGUGUAUUGCUUUGUUUACUUUGUAAUCGACUAUGCGAAAAUUGUAUUGACAUCAAAGAUUUACAACAACGGCCACAAAUGGCUCAGUUUCUUUGCUGCAAAAAUAUAUGCGAAUUUCUAAAAGCAUGUAAAAAUACAUUUGAAAUGAACUCGGAAGAUUUAUUUGAUCCAUGGGAUCUCUAUCGCCUUGAUGAUUUUGGCAAAGUGCUGAGAACGCUUUCUAAAUUAUCCGCGUCUCCUGUAGCAAAGCUUAGUGGUAUCAGGGGAUUCCCAUUACGUAUAUCUUCAUUAAAUUCGGUGGAGUAUUAUAACGACAAGGUUAUUUAUAAAAAUCUUCGCCAAGGAGCAGAGGUAAAUGAACCUGUACUCGAAAAUGCAUAUGAUAUGGGUAUCGCGGAGGAGGAGAAAACCAGUGGCCGAAUUUACGAUUCUAUUGUGUGUCAACGAUCUAACAGUCAACGCGAAUUGAAAGCUAUCGAAUAUGACAAGUGGUUAAACUUCAAACCAGAUUCUCGACGUGAACAUUGCAUCAAGGAAUUAUAUGAUACGGAAUCAAACUAUGUCGAGAAAGCGCUUGAUAUGAUCAUAAAUAAUUUUUACACACCACUGGAGGAAGUGCUAUCGAAGGAUGAUCAUAAAAUGAUCUUUAUGAAUAUUUUGGAAUUAGCAUGUAUUCAUCGCUCAUUUCGUGAUCAUUUACGGCAAGCUGUCUUCUAUACCGUUGGGUUGGAGGAGCCUUCGAACGAUGAAAAACCAGUAACAAUUGGGGACGUAUUCAUUACGUGGAAAGAGAAAUUCGUGGCUUAUGGAGAAUAUUGUUCGAAAUUACCAAAUUCACGUUCACGCAUUUGUUACUUGGAAAAGACGGAUCCGAUCGUGCGACAAAAGAUUAUUGAUUGCGGUAUAGCUGCUAAUCGCAAUCAGUUCCAUUUGCAGGACCUGCUCAGUAUACCUAUGCAGAGGGUUUUAAAAUACCAUGUUCUUCUAUCGGAGAUGAUAAAGCUUACCUCAGUGGAUUCGUCGGAUCGCUUACCUUUAGAAGAAGCCAAAGAAGCGAUGCAGGAUAUCAAUUCCUAUGUCAAUGAAAUGAAACGUGAUUAUGAGAUGCAGCAACUGGUUAUGGAUAUUGAAACCAGUAUAACCGAUCUGGAGCUGCCCAUAGGCAUGCAUUUAAUUAACUACGGUCGAUUGGUUAAAGAUGGUGAAAUCAAAAUUGCCGAUCAAAGUAAAGAUGGCAAUCGACUUAAAACGCGCUAUGUAUUUGUUUUUGAUAAAGUGAUGAUUAUUUGUAAAAGCCUCAGAGGAAAUCAAUAUUCAUAUCGAAGUGCGCACAUACUAAAUGAUUACCGCAUCGGUGUUGAUGCUGAUAAUAACAACAAAAUUGGUACAAUAACUCGUAAGCUGACAGCUAAUGGUGGUUAUUAUUUCUCUUUAGUGCAAGAAUUAGAUGACGGUAUUACCAACGUCCUCAGUAUUUGCUGCAAGACUAUGCUUCAGCGAGAUAGUUGGGUGCAAAACAUUAUAGCGGCACAAAGCAAUGUAAGGCCUAAAGAUUCGGAAACAUCAGGUCACUGUUUGCAGUAUCAUAGCUACGAUAAAGCUACUGUCUGUUUUCACUGUGAAAAGCUUCUUGCUGGUCUCUUCUAUCAGGGAUACCAUUGUUCCGAUUGCAAGCGAAAUUUGCAUCGUGCAUGCUUGUCGAUGAGUAAAUGUCCAGGAGUUGGUCCUAUAACAAGAACUCAAGUUUCAAAUAGGCGGAAACAUGCUGCUUCCUUGCAACCUCAUGAAUGUGUUCGCGCAGUACAGUCAUUUCAUUCAAACGAUCCACUGUUUCUAUCAUUUGAAAUGAAUGAUUUGAUAGAAAUCACUCAACGAAAUGUUGAUGGUACAGUGAUGCUGGUUUUCGAGAAGGUUACUGUUUCGAAGGAAUUUCAAUUAUUCAAUGAAAGAUUCGAGAAAUGGUUUUUUACUUUUUUCACUAAAUUAUUACAGGGACGAAUUGUUGCUUUUCCUAAUCGAGCUGGACUUAUUCAACCAGAAAUUGUCCGACGAUUUCGGAUAUCGGCAUCGUCACUGCAUAUGGGUUCAUCGACAGGUAGUUCAUUAACUAGCGUUACACUGUCAUCACCGGUAGAACAUUGUGACUCUUGGAUUAUUAGUUCGCCUCAGUUACAACUGCCUCUUACAAAUGAACAACGCAAGUCCUCUUCCUCGAUCGAAAAUAUGUUUUUGCCUCAGAAAUCACAGAGCCAGGAUUAUGUGAAUACGGAAGUAGUAGGCCAGCAGUGGUAUCGAGGACCGAUGAAGCGAUGGGAUUCGGAGGAACUUUUGCGUGGUACACCAGAUGGUACUUUUUUAGUACGAUUCAGUUCUGCACAACAAAAAUAUGUGAUCAGCAUAAGUUUCAAUGGUGAUGUGAAGCACACAAAGGUAGAACAGUCUCCAGAAGGACGUUAUUACCUGGACGAAAGUACAAUGUUUUCAAGCGUCGUGGAAUUGAUCAACUACUAUAGAGAAAAUAAUUUACGAGAGUCAUUCGAAACUUUAAAUACUACUUUACGACAUUCAUAUACCGAUAAACAGCCAUAUAUCGCCCUGCAUAAUUUUGAAGCAUCAGAGCCAAAUUUUCUCACUUUAGUGGUUGGUCAGAAAGUCUACGUGAUUAGUAGGACUGGUGAGGAUCGAGGAUGGUGGAAAGGCCGAAGCGGCAAUAGAGUGGGCUACUUCCCACUUGCUUAUGUUGCACCAGCAGAAGAUGCAUAA
Molecule: messenger RNA, 2892 nt
Organism: Brugia pahangi
Lineage: Eukaryota; Metazoa; Nematoda; Chromadorea; Rhabditida; Onchocercidae
Source: the annotation of a GenBank genome assembly